Molecule: messenger RNA, 729 nt
Organism: Mobula hypostoma (lesser devil ray)
Lineage: Eukaryota; Metazoa; Chordata; Chondrichthyes; Myliobatiformes; Myliobatidae
Product: immunoglobulin lambda-1 light chain-like
Exons: 3
Coding region: 1-729 (242 amino acids)
Source: RefSeq, a predicted model, not a curated record
AUGAUACGAACGCUGUGCUUUUUCUGGUCUCUGGUAACUUGGCUGGGCUUUGGAGAGUCCCAGACUCUGACUCAGUCUCCGACCGUGUCGGUAAGUCCAGGAGCCACGGCCACGCUGGAAUGUAACAUCGGAACAGAGGAUAGCUAUCAUGUAUAUUGGUACAAGCAGACACCGGGAACAGCCCCAAAAUUGUUGCUCCGGUAUUAUCACACACGUACUGAGCCGGUCUAUGCGCCUGGGAUUAGAAGCGACCGUUUCACGUCGACAGCCAAAAGCGCCGGCACCGUUUACCAGUUAAACAUUAAAAAUGUGGAGCUGAAUGACGCGGCUAUUUAUUACUGCGCAAAGUGGAUUUCGUCGGGCAGUAUUUAUUGGUUCGGCACAGGGACCAAGCUCUUCGUUACAGAUCAACAGCUCCCGGACCCUUCAGUAAAAUUGUUUGGGCCGUCAGCCGAGGAGAUCUCCGCUAAAGGAACUGGCACCUUAGUUUGCCUGGUCAGUAAGCUGUCGGUGGGCUUCCCUGUCAUCAGCUGGACAGUGGACGGGAGUCCGACGAGCCGCGAGGCGCAAACAAGCGCAGUGAAGCGGAACACGGACAGCACUUUUAGUCUCAGCAGCUACCUGACGGUGCCCGGCACAGACUGGAGUAGCGGCAAGGUAUACUCCUGCGUGGUUAAACUAGGAGCAGCCUCGACAACAUCCGCAACAGUCACACAGUCCAGUUGUUAA